Sus scrofa (pig) is the source of this 7041-nucleotide messenger RNA. Lineage: Eukaryota; Metazoa; Chordata; Mammalia; Artiodactyla; Suidae. The record is from RefSeq and is a predicted model, not a curated record.
GAUCUUGGCUGAGAACGCAUCAAAAACACCUUGUGUAAUGCAAAAUGUGAAUAUAUAAUCUGUCCCUAUAUAUUCUGCACGCACUGAGGUAGCCUCAACCCCCCAGGGACCUAGUGCAGACGUGGAACCUGUUUCACACAACUGCGACCUGAAGGGAAAAAAGAAGCAAAUGAUACCAAGAAAAGCUCAUAACAGAGAUCUUUCAACAGAAGUGUUCGGAUGAAAAUACAGUGAGAUGAGUCAGAAAGUAGCUAAGGAGGGCCCCAGACUCUCCAAGAACCAGAAGUUCUCCGAGCACUUCAGCAUACAUUGCUGCCCGCCAUUCACCUUCCUCAACUCCAAACGCGAGAUUGUGGAUCGCAAAUACAGCAUUUGUAAAAGUGGCUGCUUCUACCAGAAGAAAGAGGAGGACUGGAUCUGCUGUGCCUGCCAGAAGACCAGAACCAGCCGCCGUGCAACGUCCCCUCAGAGGCCCAAGCGCCAGCCAGCUGCACCCCCCGCGGUGGUCAGAGCACCAGCCAAGCCACGGUCCCCUCCAAGGUCUGAACGUCAGCCACGCCCCCGCCCAGAAGCCCGACCUCCACCAGCCAAGCAGCGCCCCGCUCAGAAGCCCAAGCAGCCGCCGCGCAGCAGCCCAAACAGAGGGCCAGGCACCAGUCGUGGGGGGUCCCCCAUCAAAGCUACUAGGUUCUGAUUGAAAAGGAAGAGCAAGCCCACCCCUCGGAAGAAGUGAUGGAGGAGUUUCAGGUGAAUGGACGGCCUCAGCUCUCAGUCUCUCUGCUUCUGGACCCACAUGCCCUUGGACAGGUUAUCUGGCUUUGAAUAUGAUGCAGGGGCAGACACCUGCUGAUGCAGCAACUGCCAAUGCCCACAGUCUCCAUGUCAUGGGGGCUGCUGGGCAGCCAGCCUGGAGACGCAAUUGCUGAAGAGCCCCUCCAAGUCCAUGCCCCUCGAGGACCCUGGCCACUGAAGCUGAUCAUGAAAGAAGACUGAAUUCCAACAUGUUCCCUUCAGGGGCUGACCUUGACUUAGGGUUCCAUUGUGUGCCCAGCAGUGGCGGUGCAGGAGCCCCUCCUGGGCUAUUUUCUGUACUCAGCUCAGAGCUGAGGGAGAGGGUGGAGGGGAUCCAUCUUUCUUCAGGCUCCACUAUGGUCCAUUCCAGAAGUCAUUCAAACUUGUUUUAAGCUGGCUGAUUUGCUUAUUGGCUUCAAAAGUUGGAAUUGAAGGGUGAAGGAUGCAGGCAACAGAUCCUUCCCCCACUCCUCCUCCACCCCUCCGAUCCUUCUACUCAGGAGGCCCGGGGGGUGGGGGGAAGUGGAGCCAAACCCUAACCCAAAAGGUAUUGAGGCUCACUGUUCUUCCAGACUUAGUCUACUUUACUUGUGACUCAGAAGCCCUUUCCCUACCCAGCAAGACCACACUCUCUUGCUUCCUUCUCUUUUCUCUUUUUGUACCUGUAAACAAUAUAUUGUCGUAUCUAUUCAAUGCUUGUGCCCACCUCAGGGCUCUGUUCUUGCUGUUCAUUCUGCCUUGAUGUUCUGGCCCAAGAUCUUUGCUCUAAUGCCUUAAGCUCCAUUAUCAUCUCAGAGAGGCUUUCCUUGGAAAUUCAGUGUGGUUUCCAUAGCUACUCUCUAUCCCAUCACUCUAGCACUUAUCACCCUCUGGAAUUACCUUGUUCAUUUAUUUACUUAUUUAUUGCUUGGGUCCCCUCCUCUUCCUCAUGUAAACUUCAUGACUGCCAACACCUGUUUACUGCUACACUUUAAGUUCCCAGCACUAGUUAAGAGCUCAAUAAAUGCUUGUUGACCGCAUGGAUGUUUGCUUGUUAUUUUAAAAAUGAGGAUAAUUUUCCAAAAGUUUAGAUACUUUUGAGAAGUCAAAGGUAUCUAUUUAGCAACAAGGAACUUUGUAGGGUGACUUUGCAGGGCAUCCUCUGUGGGAAUAAAUGGGAGGUGAGGAUAGGAAUUCAUGAAGGUAGUUGCAACUCCCUCAACUAAGCUGGAUCAUGAAGGGAAGCAGAGGAUGGGGCAAUAGCUGGAGUUUUCCAUGAACUCAGCUGACACUUGGGCAUGUCAGAUGUUGCUGGGAAGGAGGCAGCAGAAGGUGUAAGAAGAAGGAGGAGGAGUUAACUGAUGGAAUCAGGAACUGAGGGCGAUUUUGGGAGGAAUCCAGGGCAAAGGUGAGGAGAUCAGGCACAGAGCAGGGAUCCCUUCUCACUGGAACAAAGGAAGGAGGGAAGGAGAGCAUAGAUUCUGGUGGGUUUGCAGGGUCAGUGGCAGGAGCUUGAAGCAAUUCCUAUUUGUGGCUUUGAUUUUCUUUUGAAGAGGGAGGUAAAGUGGCCAUUCAUAAAUGGGGGGUGGAGGGGGUGAUGCUUGGGGUUGGAGAUAUGAGGACAGUGGAGAAGAUUAUAAAGAAAUCAGUUUAUCUAAGGUCUUUGAAAUCUUCCUAGAUAAACCUUUCUUCCAGAUGAAAGUCAUUAAUUAAUUAAUUUACAGUGCAAGGUCUAUUUUCCCCCUAAAACGUUACCUACAAUUUCACAUUUAGAUGUAAAUCUAAGAUCUAAAGCUGAGACCCAUGCGAUCUCAAGAGGGAAGGUAUGAGUUGGAGGGAAAAAGGCAGAGUCUAAUCUCCUCAAGGAAUACAGAAUCACAAGGAAGCUUUCACUAUGGGAAGCUGCAAAAAUGCUGACAGAUCACAGUGAGAUGGGACUGUGCUGUGAGACAGUAAUUUGCUUAGUGUCCACCUGGGCUGCUGUUCUAACACCAGAGAAAUGUGAAAACUCAGGACUGGAGGGCUGCUUGCCUGACCCCAUAGCACAUGUCUCAGCUCUAUUAACAGCAUCACUAAAAGGCACUUACUAUUUCUGCUUAAAUAGAAUGAAGUAUUAUUAUUGACAAACAUGAUGUUGUUGAUCCAAGAGUGGGGUGUACAUUUGUAACUUGGAGAGAUUUUGCAUACUUACUCUUCUUAUUGGUAACACAGGUACACACUUGCAAGAAGGCUGUUAAGGAUAGUGAUAGAACUUUCUUUUUAUUGAAGAUCAACUAUUUAUGUUUAUAAAUGGGAAAAGUUGGUUAUGAUCUCCAUGACCACUGAAACCAUAAUUUUGACCUUAUGGCUAUUAUGUUAUGACCUAGAAGUUGCCAAAUGAGCUUGGUGUAGCCCUGGUGUAGAGAGGUCCCCUUAAAUGAUGAGAGGGAGGUGGAGCCAACAGGGACCAGGCCAUCUCCAUGUCAGUUACUGCAGCCUUUAGGGUUUAUGGUGACUUCUAAUUUUUAGAUAAAGGGUCCCAUUGUGCUGAACAAGUUGGCAAUACCUACUUUCAUGCCUGAGAGCAAAUAUUGAUAGAAUACAUAUGUUAGUAAUUUUCUAAAUGGUUUCUUGAAUUGAAGAAUAUAUUUAGAGUGUUUCUUUAACUGAAGAGUGCAGCAACAGAAUGACAAUGGAAGAGUGCCUCACAUCAUAGGUCUGGGUUAGUCGACGGGUAUUUCAGUGACUACUAAAUCUGCCUAAGUAACAGUUCACCUACCACCAAGUUGAGUGUUUUGACUUUUGAACAAGGUCUAUCCAAACUAUGGAUGAGCAGAAGAACAUAGAUGAGCAAAUAGUCCUCAUGAUUAUUCAUACACUUUUCCUUUUAAGCAAACAGAUGUAAAAACAUUAUAUUCAACGUGGAUUGUGUUCAAACACAUCUCUGUUGCACAUGCUACAUUAAUUAUAUAAACCGUGUUAAUAGUACAUAAAAUUGAGGAGAGUGGAGAAAAUGAAAGACAACAGCUCAAGUUAUUUAUAUAUAUAAUAUAGCUAUUAUAUUAUACAUUAUAUAUGUUUAUAUAUUAUAUAUUGUGUAUGUAUAUAUAUAUUAGCAAAUCAAAUAUCUAUCAGAUUUGGGUCAUUUGGUUCAAAAACAUCUCUUAACAAUGAAACUAAGUUCUAAAAUAGAACUUAAUCUAAUUACUAAAGUAACAGUCACAUUGGAUUUUGGAGCAGUUGAACCAUCCUAAAGGUCAUAGCUUGAGGUUGGAAGCUUUGGGGAGCCAGUAGUGAUAUCUGGAGAAGCUCCUCUCUGGAACCCAAAGGCUAUAUGUAUUUUUUAGAGACAGAAAGAUGGACAAUCUCAUGCAAUUAGGGUCAAGAAAGAAGAUGGAUUCUUGGGAAUGUCUGGGUCCAUGUUUGAGAAGGUGGCUGAUGGCAGUUGAAGAAUUUUAUGUGUUGAGUUAAUGACAGAUGUUCCUGAUAAAAACAGGAAGUUACUGACUUUAGCAUUAGCCAAAGCAGCCCUCCCUGAAGAAAGUAAGAGCUCCUGGGGCCAUUACUUUGUUAAUGAAGCCACAUCAGGGCCAAUAUAAGAGGCAGAUGUUUUAUCACAUACUGAAAAUAUUCCCUUGGCCCAGGUGGUGGUCCUUGUGCAGUCCCAUGCUGAGCUCUAGGCAAAUCUAUUUGAUUAAUGAUGAAGUGGAGAUAUCCCUAUGGUGUCUACCAUCAAUGAAGGUGGGGCAGUCUGUCAUUCAGAGGGUGUGGGAUUCAAUAGACAUUUUGGCAAUUUUUUAUAGUUAAGUCAUGUUUGCAUGCAGAACAGAGGUAGUUUUUCCUGACCUGUCAUAGGUCCCUCCACCUAGGUGGCAGCCCAGGCACAAGGAAUUCACUUUUAGGCAUGCCUCUUCCAUAGCAAGGAAGAGGGGAUGGGCACAGUGAAGCAGAGUGCCCUCGUCUUCAUGAGGAAUGUGCCAAGGCAGCCAGCUUGGCUCCCAGGGCCUCUCAGUGAUGGGAGUUAACUUAGUGAUCUUGCUGGAUUUGGCUUAUUUCUGAGCUCUCUGAAGUACACUCAUCUUUGGCUUUGCCAUCUGCAAUUUCUGUCUCCGGAAGGGAACAUCUCUCUUCUCUCCAGGAAGAAAUCUUGAUGCAUCAAAAAGAAAAAGCUUGGUGUCUUGGGCAUUUUUUUUCCCUGCAUAUGGUGAGCCAACAGAUUUUACAUAAUCUAUUUUCCCUAUAAUUCAUCCUCCAUUUCUUGAAUUCUCUGUGAACAUUCCCUUCUGCAGCUGACAGCUUCUGUUCUUUCUCUUCUGGUUUAUAAACUUUCUGAGUCAGACCCUUUAACAGAAUCUUAGUUUUUUGCUGAUGGAGAUCAUUAAGGAUCUUUACUGCCAGCUGCAAGAUUUUGCAUUUAUUUUCAACUAGAGAUUUUGCUGCAAGCAGUGAAAAAAAAGGGGGAAUCAUUUUCCAACUUUUUUCUUCCAGCUGAUGCCUUGCUGACACCUCAUUAUUUGGCUUGGAAUGUAAAUAGUUUCUGUUUUCUUCAACUCUUGUUAAUGUGGAUUUUGGUACCCAACUUUUCUGAUUUUUCAUCUUCUUACUGUGGUAAUCUUCCAACCUAAUCUUUACUUUUAAAAUGAUCCUGCUCAUUUCCUUCCCUGUGAUUUUUCUCCUCUGAUGCAAAGAUCAUGAUUAAGUUGUUUCAGCUGCAGAGCAUAUUCAUGGAGAACUUCAACUCCAUUAUUUUUCUAUGUCACAGUUCUUCCUGAGACUUGAUAUCUUAUCUGGUUUGCUCACUGAUCCCAGUGGGCAGGGCUGGGAGGGCAGAAGGGGACCAUAGCCUUCUCUAUACUCUGCCCCCCCUCCAACUCUCACCUCUUACUCUUCUCCUAGCUCCUGUCUUCCUCCUAUCUCUUUCCCUCACUCGUCUGUUUUCCUACAGCUUAAAUUCACAGAAGAUCUUGGUAUUUAGAUCUCUAGCAGAGCUGCUAACAACUUUAUGCACUUUUAUUGCUCUGGGUUUCACACUGUCUUCACUAUCUUCUCCAGAUCUUGUUCCCAGCUGCCAACUCAGAUUAUGCCCAAACCAGAAUCACUUUGAUUCAUGCAGGUCUCCACUGUCAUGUGACCAAGAAUGACCCUAAGAGGGGUGCUGACCAACAUCCAGGUGCAUUCUGGCUCCAGGUCUCUCCAAUCCCAAUUUUCUUCACUUCCCCAAAUGGCCUGGUGCAGAUCUGCUGUGCAGAUCUGCUCUCUGGACUGUGCAUGGCUAUAUCAUUGUAGAAUCUACUUCAUUAACUUGCUUUCACCUACAGUUUUAAUUUGCUGCUACUUGCAUUACCUUAAGUCUCCAAAAGUGCUCAAAUACUAGUUCUCAGGUGAUACCUUCCCUUUUCUUCUAGUGUAUGUGAGCUCUUGAGAUCCUAAUAGGAGAAUCUGUGGAGUCCAAAGGAAGAGACUUAGGAGCAUUUAGCACCAGACAUGUGUUUGUGUGGGUGGGUGGGGGGUUCUUCCCUUUAUGUGGCGUCUUUCCUUCUGCUGCAUCAUGUGCUCUGGGAGAGGUUAUUCCUUCUUCCAUCCCCUGAUUCCCUGUCUUCCUCGUGAGCAAAAUCAUAUGCAGAUGAGAGGUACAGGGCUCCUGGCAGGGGUAAACCCUGCGGUACUCCUUGCCCAAACAGAAUAAGGUUUGGUUGGCAUGACAUUCCAAUUUUUUCUCUCUUUCAACUUGUGAAACUCAAGUUGCUGUGAACAUGAAAAUGCUUUAGUGUACAUAUAUCACCCAACAGGACUUCAUAAAUCCACUUCUUAAGGCAGCUCUGUUUUCUGAACACUUCUAACCCCUCCCAGGAUAUAACUGAAUUAAAACAAUGUUAUAUAGUGGCUUUCUCAUACAAGGAAUGCAUUAUGCCAAUGAACUUGUUUAACCCAGGGUAAAAAUCAGGCAUGUAUAUGUGUGUGUGUGUGUGUGUGUGUGUGUGCGCGCGCGCGUGCGUGCGCACGCACAGGUGUGUUUUCUUUCUUAAUAGAUAAAUCAUUUGGUCUCAAAAUCUGAGCCCCCAUUUAAAAUUUUUAGGAGAUUACCUUUGCUCUCCACCGAUUUUUUUUUUAGGAGCAUUCCUUCCCCAUGGAACCCUGGUGCACUAAACACUUUUAUAGUGAUAUCUAAAAGAUCAAAACAAAAGAGUCUGUCCUCAAGUUCAUGGACAAGUCUGCUCAUCACUAGAGUCACUGGCUAAGAAAGUCAAUAUUUUCUGAAUUAAUAAAUAAUCAAGUUAUAUUAAAGAAAAA